GUGGUGCAGAGAGGGAGCGCACAGCACAUCCCAGCCAGUCCUCCUCCUCCUCCUCUCUCAUUCACACCAGGAUGGAUCUGCCCUGCUAGCAGCGCACAAGUCCACUCCAGAAGCUGGCAACUUAGAGUUCUCCUUCAGAAAAACCUCCAAUAUCAUUCAAGAUUUGUGUUUUCUCUGAGAACAGCAGCAUGCCAGCAUCAGGACUGGAUCCGCGCGUUGUGCUCCUGCUCUGCUUCAUCUCCUCCGCGGCGUGCAAUACGUUCGCGUUUACCGAGGAGCCCUCCGACAGAGCCGUGAAGGCGGACAGCUAUUGUAGUCGGAUCCUGCGGGCUCAGAGCAACCGGAAAGAGGUCAACAACGAGUUUCGGCUCCGCGUCGAGGGAGACCCGGAGAGCUACCAGCCGGGGAGCACCUACAGAGUGAGUCUGACAGCAUCCAGCCCAUCAUACUUUCGAGGAUUUACACUUAUAGCCACGAGGGAGGGCGCAGAAGGAGACAGAGAUGAGGACUAUGCUGGAAAUUUCCAGAUAAUUGAUGAAGAAGAGACACAGUUUAUGACCAACUGUCCUCCAGCUGUGACUGAAAGCACUCCUCGCAGGCGAACCAGUAUCCAGGUGUUUUGGACAGCGCCUCCUAGUGGCACCGGCUGUGUGCUCCUCAAGGCAAGCAUCGUACAGAAGAGAAUAAUCUAUUUCCAGGAUGAAGGCGCACUCACCAAGCGAAUGUGCGAGAAAGAAUCCCUGUAUGGAGAUUCAACAGAUAGACCGCUGCUUGAUUGUUGCGCCUGUGGGACAGCUAAGUAUAGAGUCACCUUCUACGGAAAUUGGUCGGAGAAGAUUCAUCCGAAAGACUAUCCCCGUCGGGCCAAUCACUGGUCAGCUCUCAUUGGAGCCUCCCAUUCAAAAAAUUACGUGCUAUGGGAAUACGGUGGCACUGCCAGUGAAGGAGUUAAACAGGUAGCUGAGCUGGGCUCCCCGGUCAAAAUGGAGGAGGAGAUCAGGCAGAAGGGGGACGAUGUCCUGACAGUCAUCAAAAUGAAAGCCCAGUGGCCGGCUUGGCAGCCCCUGAAUGUGCGUGCCGCCCCUUCAGCUGAAUUCUCUGUUGACCGAACACGUCACCUCAUGUCCUUCCUGACCAUGAUGGGACCCAGUCCAGACUGGAAUGUGGGCUUGUCUGCUGAGGACUUGUGCACCAAAGAGUGUGGUUGGGCUCAGAAGGUGGUCCAGGACCUAAUUCCUUGGGAUGCUGGUACUGAUGGUGGGGUCUCAUAUGAGUCUCCCAACAAACCCACUUUGCCCCAGGAUAAGAUCCGUCCCUUGACCAGUCUGGAUCAUCCUCAAAGCCCCUUUUAUGAUCCUGAAGGAGGCGCCAUCACUCCUGUGGCCAGGGUCAUGGUAGAGCGCAUCGCCAGAAAGGGUGAGCAGUGCAACAUUGUGCCAGACAAUGUAGAUGAUAUUGUAGCGGACAUUGCCCAGGAGGAGAAAGAGGAAGAUGAUACUCCAGAAACGUGCAUCUACUCCAACUGGUCUCCAUGGUCCGCCUGCAGCUCGGCUACUUGUGAAAAGGGAAAGAGGAUGAGGCAGAGGAUGCUGAAGGCCCAGCUGGACCUGAGUGUUCCAUGUCCACACACUCAGGACUUUGAGCCCUGCAUGGGACCAGGAUGCAGCGAUGAGGAUGCCUCCACCUGUAUGAUGUCAGAGUGGAUUACGUGGUCUCCGUGUAGUGCAUCCUGUGGAACAGGGACACGUUCCCGUGAACGCUACGUGAAACAGUUUCCCGACGAUGGUUCUGUUUGCACUUUGCCCACAGAGGAGACAGAAAACUGUGUCGUUAAUGAGGACUGCCUGCCCAGCAGUUGCCUGGUUACAGAGUGGGCAGAAUGGGACGUGUGCAGUGCUACUUGUGGUCUUGGCAUGAAAAGGAGAGAGCGCAUGGUGAAGAUGCCUCCUGCAGACGGCUCCAUUUGUGGAGCAGAGGUCUUAGAAGUGGAGAAGUGCAUGAUGCCCGAAUGUCAUACGAUCCCAUGCUUGCUGACUCCAUGGUCUGAGUGGAGCGACUGCAGUGUAACGUGUGGGAAGGGCUUGAGAACACGGCAGCGCAUCCUCAAAUCGCCCGCAGAGCUGGGAGAGUGCACGGAAGAGUUAGAACAGGUGGAGAAGUGCAUGCUGCCAGAGUGCCCCAUAGACUGUUCCUUGUCUGAGUGGACUGAGUGGUCUGAGUGCAAUAAGUCCUGUGGCAAAGGACACACAAUCCGGACUCGCAUUGUGAAGCUGGAGCCUCAGUUUGGAGGAGACCCCUGUUCUCAAACGGUCCAGAGGAAGAAGUGUAAGGUCAGAAGGUGCACACGAGGACAAGGCAACAGCGAGGAGAAGAGGCGACGCAAGGAGCAGCGUGAAAAACAAAGAGGCAAGCAGGGCAGAGCCGAGGGUGCCACCGAGCAUCCAGGCUGCAGAAUGAGACCAUGGUCGAGCUGGACAGAAUGCACCAAGCUCUGCGGUGGAGGAAUUCAAGAACGACUCAUGUCAAUCAAGCAGAAGUUUAAGACUGUGCAGCUGUCCAGCUGCAAGGACAGGAAGGAGAUCAGAGCGUGUAACGUCCACCCCUGCUAGGAAGCAGGGGGUAGAGGACGGGGUGAAGGGAGCGGCAGGAUGACAGUGAGACUGGGAGCAGAAACAAGGCACACUGUCGCACAACGAUCCAGUGCACUCUGUUUAGGGCUGAAGUGACACAUUUCUGAAUAUUCACGAGUAAAUCAGAGCUCGGGUCGGUUGCUGUUGAGAGGAAAUGGACUCUAUGAUCUCUCUGGAAAACAUUGGGUUGAAGCUUGGUCUCAUCUGCUGUGCUUUGGAACUACGCGUAUAGAAUUCUUUUGCAGCAUCACUGUAAACUCGUUGUGGUAAAAUAUACUCUGAGAAUGAUGUUUAAGAUUGAUAAACUGAUAUGAGGAAAAAAGAACUGUAAUAUCUUGUGGUACCCUUAAAUAUUUCAGUAUAUUUCAGAUUAAAAGCACAGGUACCUAGCCAUUCCAGUAUUUUAUACACCUUCACUUGUUCAGUUGUUUUAAAGAAUCACAGUGCCCUGCAUUUUUAUUCUUUACCCCGCUAGAUUGUUGUUGAAUUAAAAACGCCUCAUGCAUCUGUAUGAUUUGGAACAUUUUUAGAAAAUGUAAUUGUUUUGUUUCCUGUGUAACUUUUUGAUAAGAAUGUGCUGAAGUUCUUACCAAAGUCUUGUGUAGAUGUUUUCUAAAUGUAUGUUUGUCGUGUUUCUUUAUAUUGGUCCCUCUAAUGUAUUAAUAUUUUUGAAUAAUUUGACCUUUACAAUAAAACUAAAUGUGACAACACUGA
Messenger RNA from Nothobranchius furzeri (turquoise killifish), 3344 nucleotides. RefSeq names its product spondin 1a (gene spon1a). Gene Ontology annotation, biological process: cell adhesion. The record is from RefSeq and is a predicted model, not a curated record. Gene Ontology annotation, cellular component: extracellular matrix. Lineage: Eukaryota; Metazoa; Chordata; Actinopteri; Cyprinodontiformes; Nothobranchiidae.